UGCAUUCCGUAAGUAUGACGCACUGACAUGGCGGAGUAGCUAGCUGGGCUAGGCUAGAACGGCGGUAUUGGAUCUGUCAGACUUUCUUUCUUUAUAAUUAAUAACAUUUGGGUUAUUCAACUCGUCCUAAAAAUCCAAGUCUCUAAAGGACUUUGUUUACUCGGAGUAUUUUGCUGCUUCGGAAGCGCCAAUCUCAAUGAUUUUAUUACUUCCUACUCUAUAGGAGUCAUAAUAAAGGAUCUGACAACCUGUGUAGUGCACUACAGAGUCUAGGGGAAGGUGUUUGAUAUGCGGCCUUAGCGGCAGUUUAUGUUACCAAAGUCUGAACCGUACCUGUAUUUUUACAUUUCUAGACUAUUCAGCUAUCAAACGGCAGUGAGUUAGCUAGCACCAUGUUUGUUUCAGCAUUCUGUGGAGUUUUAUGCGGUGCUUUUCUGGUCGUAAUGCUUUUUCUUUUGCGUUUAAUCACUGUCUUGCGAACUGGUGCAGAAUGUAAACCUGCUAAAAAGGGCUCGGUUUGUGUUCUUAUUGUGGCCGGAUCAGGUGGACACACUACAGAGGUCAUUCGUUUGAUGGGGAGCUUGUCUCAAUCCUACACCCCACGCCAUUAUGUGAUAGCAGACACUGACAAGAUGAGUGAAGAAAAGAUUCGGACAUUUGAAGCAUCUAAGGAGAAAAGCAGCACUCAAGCACAGUUCACCAUUCAUCGGAUCCCACGGAGUCGAGAAGUCCGUCAGUCAUGGAGCUCCUCUGUGCUCAGUACUCUGUACGCUCAGCUCUACUCGCUUCCUCUGGUCUUCAGACUCAGGCCUGAUAUGGUGCUGUGUAAUGGGCCUGGGACCUGCAUACCUCUGUGCACUGCUGGAUUGCUCUUAGGGAUCCUGGGGCUCAAGAGGGUCUUGUUGGUGUAUGUGGAGAGUAUUUGCCGUGUGGAGAGCCUCUCCCUGUCUGGAAAGAUCCUUUACCACUUCGCUGACUACUUCUUUGUGCAGUGGAAGCCUCUGCAAGCCAAAUAUCCCAAAUCAAUCUACAUCGGGAGGAUAGUAUAAAUGGAAAACUUGACUCGACAGAACAUUAUCAUUUUGUACUCAGUUUGGUACAGUGACCUCUAUUCGGUCAUAUGUGUGUACUUUUCAGUGUUGCUUUUUAUAUUGACUGUCUGGUUAAUUACAGACACUGUUACUGGAAUGUACAGUUUUAUGUUACAGUGAACUAAGGAAUGACAUGUGCUAUGAUUUAUGCACUGUAUGUUCUCAUGCCCUUGCAGUUGCUUAAGUGUAGCUAAAAAAUCUUGUUGCACAAACGGGCCUUGCAUUGAGUCUUUUCUAUUUUAGAAAAUAUUCCUAUUUUUCUAUUUUUUCUAAACACCACUGACAAAUUUUCAUGUUGUUCAGUUAAAUCCUCAGUCAUUCAGCUACUCGACUUUUGGUUUUAUUUUGUUUUAUAAAUAGCUGACCUCCUUCUGAAUGCUGUAAAGUUUUCCUUUGUCUUUGUGCUCAGUGUUUGCUCUAAGAAGCCUGGAGUUGCAUUGUGAAAUUUCCUGUCCUUAAUGCUACUACUGACACAGACACUGGAACUAGGCAAAAGUAUGUGGCUUGAAUAAUUGAGGUGUGCUCUUUUGCAAUCGUAAAAACUAAGGGGGAAGAAAGAAAAAAAAAGUUUCCAUUUUUAGCCCUUAUCUCAGAACACUAGUAUUGUAGACAUGUGUUCAUGCUAUUUUUGGGAGAACCAAUAAAUAUAUUGAAUGGUAAACA
Molecule: messenger RNA, 1754 nt
Organism: Hemibagrus wyckioides
Lineage: Eukaryota; Metazoa; Chordata; Actinopteri; Siluriformes; Bagridae
Gene: alg14
Product: ALG14 UDP-N-acetylglucosaminyltransferase subunit
Exons: 4
Coding region: 393-1049 (218 amino acids)
Biological process (GO): dolichol-linked oligosaccharide biosynthetic process
Cellular component (GO): UDP-N-acetylglucosamine transferase complex
Source: RefSeq, a predicted model, not a curated record